CAGACAACGCGCUGGAGUUAUUCCACUCUUUCCCUUUCACCACACCUGUGGCCAUGGCCAACUCUCACCCAGAUGAAGCUACUCCCCUCCUAGAAAAUGGCAACGGUGUAGUAGUACGGAAACCAUUUUCUACCCGUGUUGCAGACAUUUUCAAAGGAGACGGCCAACCUUCCUCAUUGGUCUCCUUCAAGUUCUUUUUCUUUGGAUCAUGGCUCAACGUUCUGCUUAUCUUCGUACCUCUCGCCGGUCUCGCCCAUUAUUUGGACUGGGAUGCUGCCCUUCGUUUCGCCUUUUCUUUCGUAGCUAUCAUGCCACUCGCGUCGCUCCUUGGAACUGCAACCGAUCAACUUUCUCUAGAGCUUGGUCAGACUCUGUCUGGUCUCCUUAAUGCGUCAUUCGGAAAUGCAGUCGAAAUCAUUGUCGGUAUCACUGCGCUCAUGCAAGGCCAAAUUCGAAUCGUACAGACUUCUCUUCUCGGUUCCAUUCUGUCAAACUUGCUUCUUGUUCUAGGCUGUUCUUUCCUCGCAGGCGGUUUAAGAUACUCUGAAAGUAACUUUCAGGUUACAGCUGCCCAGGCUUCAAGUUCCCUCAUGACGCUCACAUGCAUCACCCUCGUCAUUCCGGCUGCCUAUCACAGCUCCAAGUCUCACGGCGGGGGCUUUGGUAAUAGCACGGACUCCGCAUACGCCCACCAAUCUGCCAAAUUCCUGCUCAAUUCUCUCGACACCGUAGUCGAUGGUACCGACCUUGAUGGUCCAUCUGAGAGUGGUCUCAGGAUUAUUUCUAGGGGCACCGCCAUCCUGCUUUUGAUUGUCUAUAUUGCCUACCUAUACUUCCAGCUUAAGUCACAUGCACAUCUCUACGAGGCCGCCGAAUCUGACGAGGAACCCGAACAUGCGAGGAUGAACACUGUGUCUGCCGGCGCUUCCUUAUUUGGUGUCACCGUCAUGACAGCGUUCUGCGCAGAUUGGUUGGUCGCCUCCAUAGAAGAAACCGCUGAAAGAUACUCUAUUCCCAAGGCCUUCAUCGGUCUUAUUCUUCUACCCAUUGUGGCUAAUGCAGCGGAACACGUCACAGCUGUUUGGAUGGCACUGAAAAAUAAGAUGGAACUGACUAUCGGAAUAUGUGUUGGUAGCUCAAUUCAAAUUGCAGCCUUUGUCGUACCAUUGCUGGUAAUCGUUGGCUGGAUCACUCGUCACGACCUCACUUUGUUCUUUGCCGACUUCGAGACCAUUGUUUUAUUCGUCUCUGUGCUUUUGGUCAAUUUCCUGAUCCAAGAUGGAAAGUCGAAUUACAUGGAAGGUCUCAUGUUGGUCAUGUUGUACCUGGUCAUUGCCCUCGCAUUUUGGGUUUCCUAAGUUAUGGAGGGGAUUUGAGGUAUAAGGCAACGUCUCAUAUUAUCCUCUAUGCACGCGCCCCGCCCUCAUUUGCGACACCCCUUGUUUAUCCAUUCGUAUCACGUCAAUGCGACCCCUGCAUCCCGCCUAUACCACUUUUUGUUACUUACUCUGCUUGGACAUUGUUGUAUCGGUUGAUCUGCCUGGUGCUUGUUAUACAGUCCUAUGCCGCGAUGAUCCUUGUGAUCUUGCUUUAUAGAGUGACGAAAUCUAACCUGACCUGACC
This is a messenger RNA of Somion occarium, 1623 nucleotides long. NCBI's taxonomy places the organism in Eukaryota, Fungi, Basidiomycota, Agaricomycetes, Polyporales, Cerrenaceae. The record is from the annotation of a GenBank genome assembly.